UUCACCAAAACCUGUCAAGUCUUUCGCAAGCAGCCUCUACCUGAGACAACUCGUCAAUGGCUAAAGACAACGUCGCCAACUGUUGAGAGGCAGGCGGCUAUGACCAGGUGCAAUUACAAGCCCAAUUGUUUGGCCUACAGUACAGUCCAUCCAGAUCCUUUGCCCGGCAGCGAUGCUUCGGGUCAUAUCUACCCAUCAUCGACAAAAACAUCGACACAUACAACUCUAGGUUGCUCUGGCGCCCAAUCCAUCAUCUAUUCGGAACCGACUUUACAGAACAGUAACUGAUUCUGCCAGCAUGACGUCGGCCUUUUGCCCUAUCGAAUGCCCACCAGGCCAGAAAGAGCCGAGUCAGCCGGGGGGCUUUGCCUAA
Colletotrichum acutatum is the source of this 373-nucleotide messenger RNA. RefSeq lists its product as uncharacterized. NCBI's taxonomy places the organism in Eukaryota, Fungi, Ascomycota, Sordariomycetes, Glomerellales, Glomerellaceae. The record is from RefSeq and is a predicted model, not a curated record. Bases 100 to 288 code for a protein of 62 amino acids. The transcript has a single exon.